AGCUUUUAGCUGCCAGACCUGGCCCAUCAUGUAGGUGCAGCAGAGCCUUCCUUACCAUUGCAAUAGGAGGGGGGAAAGCCCACUUUGCAAUCUGUUUUGCAAGGUGUGCAAUUGCAGCUCCUUCCUCUGCAAGGAGAUUUGCUGCAGGAAGUAAGAAAAACUCCAGUUGCAUGAAGAUUGAGCGCUUGCAGUUUGCAUCUUUGUUGCAAAACUAGCUACAGAAGAGAGAAGGCAAAGUCUUUUGUGUUCCCCUCCCCCAUCAAAGCAGAGGGGAAAAUGUCUCAGCCGAGAGGCAGGAGGAAAAACCCAGGGUUGAAAAUUCCUAGAGAAGCAUUUGAACAACCACAGACGAGCUCUACGCCACCUAGAGAUUUGGACUCCAAAGCGUGCAUCAACAUUGGCGAGAAGAACUUUGAAGUCAAAGCUGAUGACCUGGAGCCAAUAUCAGAACUUGGACGCGGUGCAUACGGGGUGGUAGAGAUGAUGCGGCAUGUGCCCAGUGGGCAAAUUAUGGCAGUGAAGCGAAUCCGAGCAACGGUGAACAGCCAGGAGCAGAAGAGGCUACUGAUGGACCUAGACAUUUCCAUGAGGACAGUAGACUGUCACUUCACUGUCACUUUCUAUGGCGCACUGUUUAGAGAGGGAGAUGUGUGGAUUUGUAUGGAACUGAUGGACACUUCACUGGACAAGUUCUACAAGCAAGUCAUUGACAAAGGUUUGACGAUUCCUGAAGACAUCCUAGGAAAAAUAGCUGUCUCAAUUGUAAAAGCAUUAGAACACCUACACAGUAAGCUCUCUGUAAUUCACCGAGAUGUCAAGCCCUCCAACGUGCUGAUCAAUACACUGGGACAGGUGAAAAUGUGCGAUUUUGGUAUUAGUGGUUACCUCGUUGAUUCUGUGGCCAAGACGAUGGAUGCUGGCUGCAAGCCAUAUAUGGCACCUGAAAGAAUCAACCCAGAACUAAAUCAAAAGGGAUACAGCGUUAAAUCUGAUAUUUGGAGUCUGGGAAUCACAAUGAUUGAACUGGCAAUCUUGCGGUUUCCGUACGACUCCUGGGGGACGCCGUUCCAGCAACUCAAACAGGUGGUGGAAGAGCCAUCGCCGCAGCUCCCGGUUGACAAGUUCUCCGCUGAGUUUGUCGAUUUUACCUCACUGUGCUUGAAGAAGAAUUCCAAAGAAAGGCCAACAUACCCCGAGCUAAUGCAACACCGUUUCUUCACCCUGCAUGAAUCCAAAGAGACAGACGUGGCAUCUUUUGUCAAACUCAUCCUGGGAAACUGAGAAAUGGACUUGUAUAUGAGUUUUUCCCUUCUGUGGACUGGUGGGUUUAGGAGGAGGGGGUACCUGGCGGGGACAGCCUUCGUCACAUGAGAGAACCAGUAGGAGAAACUGCCACUGGUCACUUUUGGGGUGUGUGUGUGUGUGUAAAAUCUUAGCCCUCUCCUCUUCGAGGCUUUUUUAAAGGGUUCUUUGGUAUCCAUAGUGACAUAGAAUGAACUGGUUAGUGAAAUGAAUUUUAAUAAGGUUGCCAACCAUAAAAAAAAUACACAAAACAUUUAAUGAUUGAUUUAAAUAAUGACAGUCAAGAGUUCUCUAACCGUCUUCUCUGCUCCCCCAUAUCUUGUUCCCUGUCAAUCCUUGAUUUGCUUUUGUUUAUGGUAAUAGGUGCUACGGUAGUUAUGAAGUUCUAUGUAGAGUUAUAUUUUGUCCCUACCAUUAUUUUAAUAUUUAUGUUAAGUGCUUGAUUUUAAUAGAAUCUUUUGUUUUGUUUUUAUGUGAGAGUUGAGUGUGGACGAUAAUAACAGCUAUAACAGCUGAAGCUACAAAGAUGAGUAUUUAUAGGGCUUUGCUGGGAGGAGGAGGAGAUGGUGUGGGCCAUAUAGAUAUAUUGUGGUUGGAGGACUAAUUUAAAUUUAAGAAAGAGUUUGGCUUACAUGUCAGCCCAGCAAUACCUGAAGUGGUCUGCAUCAUUCUUUUUGGAGAUGCCUGGAGAUGGUAUUAUUUUUGCAAGAACAUCAAGCGGAUGCAAAAACCUGGUUAUUUGUGGUGACUUAGUAUGCCGUUGGUUUAAUUUAUAUCUGCGGUCUCCAAUGAAGGGCGAGAUCCCUUCUGUGGAUUUGGGAUUAAAAGAAUGGAAAUACACAUGAUGUAUGGAAGAACAAGAGCAGCAUUAGCCAUUUGACCAUUGGCUAAGUAAUGGUGAACCAUCAUCCCAUGACCUACAAUCAAGCAAGAGUCCUUUCCAUAUUGUCUGUAGGCCAUGGGUAGUUCAUUGUAUUUAACUGGAGAGGAGAUUCCCUGUCAGAGAAUGGAACCAGGAGGGACUACAGAUACAGAUUUAAAUAAGGGGGUAAAAUCAAGUAGCACAAGAGUAUCACUUUUAUUUUGCUAGUUUUAUAUUAAUAAGAGUAUACUAAGCUUGUCUUGGAUACUUCAGCUUCACAGAUCCAUCCAGAUUUGCCUCUCCCAACCUCACUCCUUUUUCUCUUUCAAGAUGUUUACCUGAGCAUGGAUUGUGCAUAUCCGGCACUGAUUAAAACAGUCUCCAUCUGAAAAGCCAAGUAGAACCAAAUGAACAGGAGUUACACCAUAAGUGUUGCAUUCCUCAUCUUAAUUUUUUAAAAUAAUAUGACUUGAUUUUUACAUACAAUCUGGUGGGAGUUGCACAGAGCAUGUGUUUUGCCUUAAUGCCCCCUUACUCGUAGCCAUAUUGUGAUGAUGGCAGUUGGCCUGGACCUCUUGUUUUAUCAUACACACCUACUCUUCAUUCAGGAUAUUAUAUAAUAAGGCCAGGGUCCUACCUAAUGGAAGAUAGUGCAGUUUUGCCACAUCUGCUUUUACUUGUGAAAUAUUUCCAUUUCCUGAAUAUGAACCGUGGCAAUAUUAAUUCAUCACAUAUUCAUAUUAAUUCAGCCAAAGUUUGGUGCAGAGGGAGAAUGUUGGUCCUCUUGCUACCACAAGAGACUUAAGACACACAAUUCCGCCCCCAAGACAGGGCAUGGCAGCAGUGUGAAGGAGCUUAGGGUUGAGAGAAUGGCCAUCCCAGUGAUGGUCCAGAGCAUCAGUAUUCAUAACAGAUUUGUCAGAAGUGGUCAUCCUGUUCUCCUGCAGUCCACAUUUUACAACGUAACUGGUCCUUUGUGCGUAUAUCCAUUGGAAACCAUUCAGGAGACAUUUCGCUGCAGACAAAACACUAAGUGGGUUCACAUUUCAUUGCAAUCUUAAAGACCUAGAAUGGCUUGUAACCUGCCCCUAGUUUUCCAUUUUAUUUGCAUGGUUUCCCCCUUCAAUCCCCCCCUCAUUGAUUCUGAGCUCCUUUGAUUGAUUGUCUUCAGCUGCAGCUAAAGCGCAGCCAGCCAGUUUUUAGAACUAGUUCCAGCAUCAAUUCUCACUUUGAAAAACAUGACAUUUAAAACCCGCUUUUUGGUUUUCCUACAUAUGGAUCUGAUGCUUUCUGUAGAGAUUGUUUUUGCUGCUUUUCUUUGGAAUAGUGAGACUCAUUUGGACACCACAUCCUCUUGACCUCAGAACACCUUUAUUUGAGUGCUGUGGUAACAGACAGGCUGGAUUUAUGAGAUAGGAUCAGUGUUAAUAGCAGAUAUUAAUACUCCCAUUGGUUUCCAAUAGUAGAAGGACGCCAGUGCUGUCUGCAAUAAGUCAGUCUAGAAAGAUUACUGCUCUGUGAAUCAACACUACAUGCCUCGGGCUUUGUUUUAGGAAUUAAAAUGUGGAAUCUAAGUUCCUUAAUCACUUAUGUGCUUUUGAGUUCUUUCAUCAAAUCUGACUUAGUAAUAAUUUAUUUUGGCAGGUUUAUAGAUCCUUACACAGUCCUAGAAUAAAGCACACCCAAGUUAUCUGUCCCUUUCAAUCAAAACUUAAAAUGUGUGUUUUCUUAUUAUUUUAAAGUUCACAUACCAUGAUAGCGAGCACCAUUUCCAUGACUACUUUCAAGUGGUGAAGGUGCCAUCUCAAUUCCUAUUCUAAAGGAUGGUCAGGAAAAGCAAGGAGAACAAGUAGUUGAUCACAUAGUCCAUUGAUGCCAGGGCAGGAAAUAAUAGGUUUAAAUUGCACCAGUCUUCCCCAACCUGGUUUCUCCAGAUAUUUUGGACUUUAACUCCCAUCAGCCCUGACCAGCACGAUCAAUGGCCAGGAAUGCUGGGAAUUGUAGUCCAAAACAUCUGGAAGGCACUAGGUUGGGGAAGGCUGAAUUACAAGAAGCACGUUUAAACAUUAGAUGAAACCAAUUGAUACAUGCAUAUGCAUGAACACGCACACACACAAAUACACAUGUAUUGUUAUGCAAUGGAACAUGUUACCUGAGGAGAUUGUAGAAUCUUCAUUCCUGGAGGUUGUCAAGAAAAAUCUGAACAGGCAUCCAUCAGGGAUAUAUUUUGUGUAGAUUAUGAUGUCUCUUGUUAAGGGAUUAGACACAAUUACUCCUUGGCUUCAUCCACUUGUAAACAAAGUGGAGGUUGAAAGAAAUUAAGGAAUGAUCACUGCAGUGUUUGAAAUUGAUUCUAGUUGUGCUCAACCUGGGGACACAGCUGGGGCUACAUUUCUGAGACUCAACUGUUCUAGUAGGUGUUGUGGAGCUUAAAUUCAUUGCUAUUGUUAAUUUCAAAGUGCCUAACCCAUCAUAGAUUAUUUAAAUGACUUUGAAUAGAUUUUAAGUUAUGUAGAUUCCUGAUUCCCACCCUUUUGGUGUAGCUACUUUGGCCAAACCAGUGAUCUUUUGUUUCAUCCUCUAUAAAACGACACUACUUUACUUGCCACAUAAGAUAAAUAGUCACACAGGCUCUUGAGAGCAGUAUCUCAUUGUUUUAAUAUUGCUAAUUUCUGAGCGAGAAGGAGCCAGGCAAAGCCCAUGCAUGGAAUCCUAUUACUGACACCAGCAUAUUUGGCCAUGCAUGAUAGCAAACUAAUAAACACUGCAUUCUCAGUGUACAGGGCACUCACGUUAUUGCUAACCAUUGCACUUUGGGUUGCAUAUCCUAGAGGUUUGUGAAGCAGUAACAUUGUUUAUGAGUACUCUUUGGAACUGUGAAGGAAAGGGGAUAACUUUGACGCUUGUGCACAUACUCUGUUUUGCCCUCUUUCUUGCUGAAACGAGGUAAUUGUUGCAUUCUGUCAUCUCAUGCCACACUACUUGAUGAUUUUCCUACUUUCAAAUGUAGACCAUGAUAGCAUAACUCUUUCCUCCAUUAAAAAACAAACAAACACAAA
Molecule: messenger RNA, 5223 nt
Organism: Elgaria multicarinata webbii
Lineage: Eukaryota; Metazoa; Chordata; Lepidosauria; Squamata; Anguidae
Gene: MAP2K6
Product: mitogen-activated protein kinase kinase 6
Exons: 12
Coding region: 277-1281 (334 amino acids)
Biological process (GO): MAPK cascade; protein phosphorylation
Molecular function (GO): ATP binding; MAP kinase kinase activity
Source: RefSeq, a predicted model, not a curated record